CUCAUAGAAGAAGGAACACCAGAACUGUGCUGUGAAGGCGAUAGCUUUUGUAUCCGUUUCAAAUGCAUUACUACAGGACGACUUGAAUUAAGUCUGAGGCCGGUAACAUCAACAAUGAGGACAAACCCAGCCUGUCUCUCUCCAUCUACACUGAGGCCAAACCUACAGCCACUGGGUCCUGAUUGUGACAGUGGAGCCCAGUUUGCACUGCAGGAUCCAGAGAUGGCAUCAGUGAAGCUGGAAGACUGCAGUCAAACACUGGAGUUGAAUGUCAACAUUAAAGAUGAAGAAGAGGAGGUGAAGAUUGGGAAAUCUGUUUAUGAUGGAGACCAUGUUGAGACAUUCCCUGCAUCCAGACAACAACAGCAGGAAGAUCACAGAGCUAAGAGGUCUCACCACUGCCCACAUUGUGUGGAGAUUUUUCCAUUUCUAUCAAAGCUAAAAGUACACCUAAAAAUACACACAGGAGAGAAGCCUUACUCCUGCUCUGACUGUGGGGUGAGUUUCUCUCGACUGGAUACCUUAAAAACACACCAACGUAUACAUACAGGAGAGAAGCCUUAUUCCUGCUCUGACUGUGGGGAGAGAUUCUCUCAAAUGAGCAGCUUAAAAGCACACAAACAAGUACAUACUGGAGAGAAGCCUUACUCCUGCUCUGAUUGUGGGAAGUGUUUCUCCCGAUCGGAUACCUUGAAAUCACAUGAACGUAUACAUACAGGAGAGAAGCCUUACUCCUGCUCUGACUGUGGAAAAAGUUUCUCCCGAUUGGAUAACUUAAAAUCACAUGAACGUGUACAUACAGGAGAGAAGCCAUAUUCCUGCUCUGACUGUGUAAAAUGCUUUAAAACAUCAACUGAGCUAAAAGUACAUCAGAGAACACACACAGGAGAGAGGCGUUACUACUGCUCUGACUGUGCAAAAUGUUUUAAAACAUCAACUGAGCUAAAACUUCAUCAGAGAACACAUACAGGAGAGAAGCCUUACUUCUGCUCUGAAUGUGGAAAGAGUUUCUCCAGAUUGGAUACCUUAAAAACACAUGAACGUAUACAUACAGGAGAAAACCCUUACUCCUGCUCUGACUGUGUAAAAUGCUUCAAAACAUCAACUGAGCUCAAAGUUCAUCAGAAAACACACACAGGAGAGAAGCCUUAUUACUGCUCAGUCUGUGGAAAAUGUUUUAAAACAUCAAAUGAGCUAAAAGUUCACCAGAGAACACACACUGGAGAGAAGCCUUACGUCUGCUCUGGCUGUGGCAAAAGUUUCUCCCACCAGAGCAACUUAAAAACACACCAACGUAUACAUUAAGGAGAAAAGCCUCAUCAGUUCUCUGACCAGCUAAGAAUAAAGUCACUCCAUCACUUAAUUCUCAUCUCAUAAAAUAAGUUGUAACGUUGAAUUGGAUCAAAUGAAGAAAGCGGAGAACACUGUAAUCCUAUUGGUUCUCACUGUGAGAGAACUCUGCAGAGGAAAGGGAGCGUUCUAGAUUUUAGCCUCUCUUUACUUUACCAAUCAGUGUGCACCUUGUCAGUUUUAGUGUGUUUUGUUUUGUUAGCUUCUACUGUAAAGAUUUGCACUUGGUGUUGAAUACCCUCUGUUAUUCUUCGCAUUUUGAAAUAAAACAGUCUGCCAAUUGACUGGGAGGUACUGCUUCCCUCUCAGUCUGUUAGCUUAGCUUAGCAUGCAACUACUAAGCAUGUUAGCUAACCUUUCCCCUAAACCCAUUUAACUCUACCUUAAACCCCUCACCCCUAACCAAGCUAACGUCAGCAACAACAAAUUGGAAUUCGUAACAUAUCAUACAUAUUACAAGUUCGUAACAUGUUGUAUGAAUAGCAAUGCGUAAAAUAACAUACGAAUUGUAAUUCUUAAGAUACGAUACAUCCUACAAGUCGUAUUAUACUGAACAACAAUCUAAACGUAACAAGUUCAAAGAUUUAGUUUGUAUAAGGAAAUCAGUCAAUUAAAAUAAAUUAGGCCCUAAUCUAUGGAUAUUAUAUGACUGGGCAGAGGCUCAGCCAUGGGUGGGACUUGGGAGGGCAUAGCCCCACUUGGGAGCCAGGCCCAGCCAAUCAAAAUGAGUUUCUCCCCACAAAAGGUCUUUAUUACAGACAGAAAUACUACUCAGCCCCCCUCAGACAAUCCUGCAGGUGAAGAGGUCCUGGGCUGCCGUGGUUACAUGUGAUCUGCAGUUGUGAGGCCGGUUGGAUGUACUGCCAAAUUCUCUAAAAGGACAUUAGAGGUGUCUUAUGGUAGAGAUAUAAAUAUUGAGCUCUCUGGCAACAGCUCUGGUGGACAUUCCUGCAGUCAUCAUGAGAAAUGCACAUUCCCUGAACUUGAGACAUCUGUGACAUUGUGUUGUGUGCCAUUUUAUUAUCCCCAACACAAGGUACACCUGUGUAAUGAUCAUGCUGUUUUAUCAGCUUCUUGAUAAUCUAUACCUGACAGGUGUGGAAUAUCUUGACAAAGGCUAAAAUGCUCACUAACAGGGACAUAAACAAUUUUGUGGAAAGUAACAUACUAAAUGGAGUGGCACGGUUGUUUUUGUAACAUAAAAUAAAUUUUGCUCUGAGACCAGGUUGUCCCUCGGAAGGAGUUAGUAGACACUUAAAAAAAAUGUUUUAACCUUUAUUGAACUAGGCAAGUCAGUUAAGAACAAAUUCUUAUUUACAAUAAUGGCCUAGGAACAGUGGAUUAACUGCCUUGUUCAGAGGCAGAACAACAGAUUUACCAUGUCAGCUCAGGGAUUCAAUCAAGCAACCUUUUGUUUACUGACCCAACGCUCUAACCACUAGGUUACCUUCCACCCCUAACAUGUAUCAGAUAGAGAUUAUCACUUUUCACCACUAGUUUGGGGGGGAUUAGUUUACAACUUUAUUUAAUGAUACACAGUUUAUGAAAUGAAUACAUGUGUUUAUUAAUUGUCUUUAAAACUAGAUUAGUUAUUUUAGUUACUGAUCAUGAAUGUGUUUUGAUAACUGCAUUGAAGCAAACUUUAUUGAUCUGCCAAAUGAGAAAUAAAGUUACAUGAAUAUGUAAUGGUCAACCUCUUCUUCUCUUUAGUAUUCAGUUCUUCAUAUUAGAUCUGACAGUAUGAAUGGUUCUUAUGGUUGUAUUCAGUUCUUCAUAUUAGAUCUGACAGUAUGAAUGGUUCUUAUGGGCUGAGUGCCUGGAGUGUUUUUGUAUGACUACAGUCAGGAGUUCUCUCUGACCCUGUGAUGUCACCAGCACAUUAAGAACAUUCAUCUUAAGAUAGCCAGGUGAG
Molecule: messenger RNA, 3262 nt
Organism: Oncorhynchus masou masou (cherry salmon)
Lineage: Eukaryota; Metazoa; Chordata; Actinopteri; Salmoniformes; Salmonidae
Product: zinc finger protein 501-like
Exons: 3
Coding region: 115-1305 (396 amino acids)
Source: RefSeq, a predicted model, not a curated record